Molecule: messenger RNA, 1760 nt
Organism: Rosa rugosa (rugosa rose)
Lineage: Eukaryota; Viridiplantae; Streptophyta; Magnoliopsida; Rosales; Rosaceae
Product: protein NUCLEAR FUSION DEFECTIVE 4-like
Exons: 2
Coding region: 126-1760 (544 amino acids)
Cellular component (GO): membrane
Source: RefSeq, a predicted model, not a curated record
UGUGUCUAUAUAGUGUAAUCUUGUAAUUUGUUUUUCUUCAAGAAGUAGUAUACCCGAAAACCUUCCACAAGUGCAUGUGCGUCUAGUUUUCUUCACGAACCAACCUUAUUGACUCCUGGUUUGCCAUGUCUUCAUCCUCAUCAAAAGCUUUCCAAUGGUUAAGCCUUGUGGGCAUCAUAUGGCUUCAAUCCAUAAACGGAACAAACACCACCUUCCCUGCUUACUCAUCCCAACUCAAGAGCACUCUCUUCCUCUCCCAACUACAAAUCAACAAUCUCGUCUUCGCCUCCGAUGCAGGGAAACUCUUUGGUUGGUUUUCCGGCAUUGCUGCUAUUUACCUUCCCCUCUGGCUAGUCCUCAUGAUCGGCUCACUUCUCGGUUUGAUUGGCUACGGUGUCCAAUUUCUAUUCGUAACUAACCAAAUCUCAUCUCCAUCAUAUUGGCAAAUAUUCUUGCUCACCAUGGUGGCCGGAAAUAGUGUCUGUUGGAUCAACACCGUUUGCUAUGUAGUUUGCAUUCGAAACUUUCCGUUUCACCAACAGGUUGCUGUGGGACUAACAACAAGUUACCAAGGAUUGAGUGCAAAAAUCUACACAGAUAUUGUUAGUGCUGCUUUUUCUUCUUCACCUCAUAAGAGAGCCAAGGCCUAUCUUCUUCUAAACUCUCUCCUCCCUUUACUAGUCUGUGUUGUAGUGGCGCCAUUUGUGAGAGACAUUGAUGUGAGAACAGGGGAGCCCAGAAAUAUGGCAGCGGGGUUCAAAUUAAUGUUUGUGGUAACAAUUGCCACAGGAAUCUAUGCUGUGAUAACCAGUUUAGGAUCAUUGUCGUUUAUCCACUUAUCGCCACUGCAGAUUGUGAUAGGUACCGCAUUGUUCCUACUGAUCCCCUUGGUCAUCCCAAUUGUGGAAAAAAUUGGAGAAAAAUUAUCAAGAAGAUGGAGCCUAGACAGAGUGCACGAUUCCAGCAGCACAGAUGAUCAGAAAGGCCUUGAGAGCAUAGAGAGUGGUGUAGUGAAAGAGGAAGAAGAAGAGGAACAUAGUACAGUGCAGGUUCAUAAUGAGGUUGGUGAAGAACAGGUUCAUCAUGGGAUUGGUGUUAGAGAGGGGAUUGGUGUUAGAGAGGAGAUUGGAGUGAAGUUGAUGGUGAAAAGGAUAGAUUUCUGGUUAUAUUUCCUAGUGUAUAUUUUCAGUGCAACAAUUGGGCUUGUGUUCUUGAACACCUUGGGACAGAUAGCAGAGUCGAGAGGCUCAUGUAGGACCUCUUCUCUGGUUUCUUUAUCUUCUUCAUUCGGGUUCUUUGGCCGUCUCAUGACUUCACUUCUGGACUAUUUCUUCUCAAGAAGCAAGUAUAUGAUUUCAAGGCCUGCAUUCCUAGUGACAUUAGCGGCACCAAUUGCAGGAGUCUUCUUCUUGCUUCUCAACCCAGCUAACGUCUCCCUUAUCAUCAGUACGGCCAUUAUAGGAGUGUGCACUGGAGCAAUUACUUCUAUUGCAGUGUCCAUAACGACAGAGCUAUUCGGGACCAAGAAUUUCUCAAUAAAUCACAAUGUGGUGGUUGCGAAUAUCUCAAUCGGGUCGUUUCUUUUUGGCUACUCAUCUGCGCUUAUUUAUCGCAAGGAAGGAAAUGAAGAUGGUAGCUGCUUGGGAAUGGCUUGUUACAGGAGCACCUUCAUUAUCUGGGGUAGUUUUUGUACGUUAGGGACUACUCUAGCUUUAGUGCUAUAUGCAAGAACAAGAAAGUUCUACUCCAAAAUAUCAUAG